Messenger RNA from Carcharodon carcharias (great white shark), 18296 nucleotides. RefSeq lists its product as uncharacterized. Gene Ontology annotation, molecular function: calcium ion binding. The record is from RefSeq and is a predicted model, not a curated record. Lineage: Eukaryota; Metazoa; Chordata; Chondrichthyes; Lamniformes; Lamnidae. The coding region runs from base 106 to 18075 and encodes 5989 amino acids. The transcript has 131 exons.
GUCACAGACAAGCUGACUGCAACUGAAAACAUUUGCCUUAGCAAAGUUAACACAAGCUCUAUAACUUUGUGCACAAGGGUACAAGGAAGCAUAUACUGUAGCAACAUGGGGAGAGCAGCAGCAUGGAUCUAUCCCUUUCUUUUACUGGUUAAUAGUGACUUAAUUCGUGGAGAGAGUACAACAGCUACACCAAAUACUUCUAUUACACUUACGACUAAUGAGACAUCUACAUCACUUCAAACAACUACAGCACAUUCUCCCAUAUCCACUUCAGAAACAACAAGCAGAACAGAACCAACAACUACAGAGAAAUCCACACAGAUAUCAACAACGGAAUCUCCAACAACAACCUCAAUAACGGAGCUCAGUUCAACAGUACCAAUAACCACUAUGUCAAUUGCUCCUACUACAACUACUGCUGCUGAGAUAUCUACACCUGUACAGUCAACAACUACAACAUCAACCUUUACAUCCACUUCAGUACCAACAAACAUGACAGUAGCAACAACUGUAGUGAACUUGACUCAACUGCCAACAAGUGAACCAACAACAACAAUUUCAACAGCUGCCACUUCAAGCGCACCUACAACUACUCCUGCUGAGACAUCUUCUACGUCCAGUCAAUCAACAACUACAACACCAAUCUUUAAAUUCACAACAGCACCAACAAGUACACCAGAACCAACAACUACAGAGAGUUCCACUCAGCCAUUAACAUCUACAUCAAGUGAUCCUACUACUCUUGCUGAGACAUCUUCUCCAUCUGUGCAAUCAACAACUACAACCCCAAUCUCUACAUCCACAACAGCACCAACAAGUACAGCAGGACCAACAACUACAGAGAGUUCCACUCAGCCAUUGACAACCACAUCAAGUGAUCCUAUUUCUUCUGCUGUGACAUCUUCCACAGCUGGACAAUCAACAACUACAACACUAAUCUCUACAUCCACAACAGCAGCAAGAAUUACACCACAAUCAACAACUACAGAGAGUUCCACUCAGCCAUUAAAAACCACAUCAAGUGAUUCUAUUUCUUCUGCUGUGACAUCUUCCACAGCUGGACAAUCAACAACUACAACACCAAUCUCUACAUCCAAAACAGCACCAAGAAUUACAUCACAACCAACAACUACAGAGAGUUCCACUCAGCCAUUUACAACUACAUCAAGUGAUCCCACUACUACUGCUGAGACAUUCUCUGCAUCUGUACAAUCAACAACUACAACACCAAUCUUUACAUCCACAACAGCACCUACAAGUACACCAGAUCCAACAACUGCAGAGAGUUCCACUCAGCCAUCAACAAGUGAAUCCACAACAACAGGAAUCAGCUCAACAACAACAGGAGCCACAUCAAGUGAUUCUAUUUCUUCUGCUGUGACAUCUUCCACAGCUGGACAAUCAACAACUACAACACCAAUCUCUACAUCCAAAACAGCACCAAGAAUUACAUCACAACCAACAACUACAGAGAGUUCCACUCAGCCAUUUACAACUACAUCAAGUGAUCCCACUACUACUGCUGAGACAUUCUCUGCAUCUGUACAAUCAACAACUACAACACCAAUCUUUACAUCCACAACAGCACCUACAAGUACACCAGAUCCAACAACUGCAGAGAGUUCCACUCAGCCAUCAACAAGUGAAUCCACAACAACAGGAAUCAGCUCAACAACAACAGGAGCCACAUCAAGUGAUUCUAUUUCUUCUGCUGUGACAUCUUCCACAGCUGGACAAUCAACAACUACAACACCAAUCUCUACAUCCAAAACAGCACCAAGAAUUACAUCACAACCAACAACUACAGAGAGUUCCACUCAGCCAUUUACAACUACAUCAAGUGAUCCCACUACUACUGCUGAGACAUUCUCUGCAUCUGUACAAUCAACAACUACAACACCAAUCUUUACAUCCACAACAGCACCUACAAGUACACCAGAUCCAACAACUGCAGAGAGUUCCACUCAGCCAUCAACAAGUGAAUCCACAACAACAGGAAUCAGCUCAACAACAACAGGAGGUGCCACAUCAAGUGAUCCUAUUUCUUCUGCUGUGACAUCUUCCACAGCUGGACAAUCAACAACUACAACACCAAUCUCUACAUCCACAACAGCACCAAGAAUUACAUCACAACCAACAACUACAGAGAGUUCCACUCAGCCAUUUACAACUACAUCAAGUGAUCCCACUACUACUGCUGAGACAUUCUCUGCACCUGUACAAUCAACAACUACAACACCACUCUUUACAUCCACAACAGCAACUACAAUUACACCAGAUCCAACAACUGCAGAGAGUUCCACUCAGCCAUUAACAAGUGAAUCCACAACAACAGGAAUCAGCUCAACAACAACAAGAGCCACAUCAAGUGAUUCUAUUUCUUCUGCUGUGACAUCUUCCACAGCUGGACAAUCAACAACUACAACACCAAUCUCUACAUCCAAAACAGCACCAAGAAUUACAUCACAACCAACAACUACAGAGAGUUCCACUCAGCCAUUUACAACUACAUCAAGUGAUCCCACUACUACUGCUGAGACAUUCUCUGCAUCUGUACAAUCAACAACUACAACACCAAUCUUUACAUCCACAACAGCACCUACAAGUACAUCAGAUCCAACAACUGCAGAGAGUUCCACUCAGCCAUCAACAAGUGAAUCCACAACAACAGGAAUCAGCUCAACAACAACAGGAGCCACAUCAAGUGAUUCUAUUUCUUCUGCUGUGACAUCUUCCACAGCUGGACAAUCAACAACUACAACACCAAUCUCUACAUCCACAACAGCACCAAGAAUUACAUCACAACCAACAACUACAGAGAGUUCCACUCAGCCAUUUACAACUACAUCAAGUGAUCCCACUACUACUGCUGAGACAUUCUCUGCACCUGUACAAUCAACAACUACAACACCACUCUUUACAUCCACAACAGCAACUACAAUUACACCAGAUCCAACAACUGCAGAGAGUUCCACUCAGCCAUUAACAAGUGAAUCCACAACAACAGGAAUCAGCUCAACAACAACAAGAGCCACAUCAAGUGAUCCUAUUUCUUCUGCUGUGACAUCUUCCACAGCUGGACAAUCAACAACUACAACACCAAUCUCUACAUCCAAAACAGCACCAAGAAUUACAUCACAACCAAGAACUACAGAGAGUUCCACUCAGCCAUUUACAACCACAUCAAGUGAUUCUAUUUCUUCUGCUGUGACAUCUUCCACAGCUGGACAAUCAACAACUACAACACCAAUCUCUACAUCCAAAACAGCACCAAGAAUUACAUCACAACCAAGAACUACAGAGAGUUCCACUCAGCCAUUUACAACCACAUCAAGUGAUUCUAUUUCUUCUGCUGUGACAUCUUCCACAGCUGGACAAUCAACAACUACAACACCAAUCUCUACAUCCAAAACAGCACCAAGAAUUACAUCACAACCAACAACUACAGAGAGUUCCACUCAGCCAUUUACAACCACAUCAAGUGAUUCUAUUUCUUCUGCUGUGACAUCUUCCACAGCUGGACAAUCAACAACUACAACACCAAUCUCUACAUCCAAAACAGCACCAAGAAUUACAUCACAACCAACAACUACAGAGAGUUCCACUCAGCCAUUUACAACUACAUCAAGUGAUCCCACUACUACUGCUGAGACAUUCUCUGCAUCUGUACAAUCAACAACUACAACACCAAUCUUUACAUCCACAACAGCACCUACAAGUACACCAGAUCCAACAACUGCAGAGAGUUCCACUCAGCCAUCAACAAGUGAAUCCACAACAACAGGAAUCAGCUCAACAACAACAGGAGCCACAUCAAGUGAUUCUAUUUCUUCUGCUGUGACAUCUUCCACAGCUGGACAAUCAACAACUACAACACCAAUCUCUACAUCCAAAACAUCACCAAGAAUUACAUCACAACCAACAACUACAGAGAGUUCCACUCAGCCAUUUACAACUACAUCAAGUGAUCCCACUACUACUGCUGAGACAUUCUCUGCAUCUGUACAAUCAACAACUACAACACCAAUCUUUACAUCCACAACAGCACCUACAAGUACACCAGAUCCAACAACUGCAGAGAGUUCCACUCAGCCAUCAACAAGUGAAUCCACAACAACAGGAAUCAGCUCAACAACAACAGGAGGUGCCACAUCAAGUGAUCCUAUUUCUUCUGCUGUGACAUCUUCCACAGCUGGACAAUCAACAACUACAACACCAAUCUCUACAUCCACAACAGCACCAAGAAUUACAUCACAACCAACAACUACAGAGAGUUCCACUCAGCCAUUUACAACCACAUCAAGUGAUUCUAUUUCUUCUGCUGUGACAUCUUCCACAGCUGGACAAUCAACAACUACAACACCAAUCUCUACAUCCACAACAGCACCAAGAAUUACAUCACAACCAACAACUACAGAGAGUUCCACUCAGCCAUUUACAACUACAUCAAGUGAUCCCACUACUACUGCUGAGACAUUCUCUGCAUCUGUACAAUCAACAACUACAACACCACUCUUUACAUCCACAAUAGCAACUACAAUUACACCAGAUCCAACAACUGCAGAGAGUUCCACUCAGCCAUUAACAAGUGAAUCCACAACAACAGGAAUCAGCUCAACAACAACAGGAGCCACAUCAAGUGAUUCUAUUUCUUCUGCUGUGACAUCUUCCACAGCUGGACAAUCAACAACUACAACACCAAUCUCUACAUCCACAACAGCACCAAGAAUUACAUCACAACCAACAACUACAGAGAGUUCCACUCAGCCAUUUACAACUACAUCAAGUGAUCCCACUACUACUGCUGAGACAUUCUCUGCACCUGUACAAUCAACAACUACAACACCACUCUUUACAUCCACAACAGCAACUACAAUUACACCAGAUCCAACAACUGCAGAGAGUUCCACUCAGCCAUUAACAAGUGAAUCCACAACAACAGGAAUCAGCUCAACAACAACAAGAGCCACAUCAAGUGAUUCUAUUUCUUCUGCUGUGACAUCUUCCACAGCUGGACAAUCAACAACUACAACACCAAUCUCUACAUCCAAAACAGCACCAAGAAUUACAUCACAACCAACAACUACAGAGAGUUCCACUCAGCCAUUUACAACUACAUCAAGUGAUCCCACUACUACUGCUGAGACAUUCUCUGCACCUGUACAAUCAACAACUACAACACCACUCUUUACAUCCACAACAGCAACUACAAUUACACCAGAUCCAACAACUGCAGAGAGUUCCACUCAGCCAUCAACAAGUGAAUCCACAACAACAGGAAUCAGCUCAACAACAACAGGAGCCACAUCAAGUGAUUCUAUUUCUUCUGCUGUGACAUCUUCCACAGCUGGACAAUCAACAACUACAACACCAAUCUCUACAUCCACAACAGCACCAAGAAUUACAUCACAACCAACAACUACAGAGAGUUCCACUCAGCCAUUUACAACUACAUCAAGUGAUCCCACUACUACUGCUGAGACAUUCUCUGCAUCUGUACAAUCAACAACUACAACACCACUCUUUACAUCCACAACAGCAACUACAAUUACACCAGAUCCAACAACUGCAGAGAGUUCCACUCAGCCAUUAACAAGUGAAUCCACAACAACAGGAAUCAGCUCAACAACAACAGGAGCCACAUCAAGUGAUUCUAUUUCUUCUGCUGUGACAUCUUCCACAGCUGGACAAUCAACAACUACAACACCAAUCUCUACAUCCACAACAGCACCAAGAAUUACAUCACAACCAACAACUACAGAGAGUUCCACUCAGCCAUUUACAACUACAUCAAGUGAUCCCACUACUACUGCUGAGACAUUCUCUGCACCUGUACAAUCAACAACUACAACACCACUCUUUACAUCCACAACAGCAACUACAAUUACACCAGAUCCAACAACUGCAGAGAGUUCCACUCAGCCAUUAACAAGUGAAUCCACAACAACAGGAAUCAGCUCAACAACAACAGGAGCCACAUCAAGUGAUCCUAUUUCUUCUGCUGUGACAUCUUCCACAGCUGGACAAUCAACAACUACAACACCAAUCUCUACAUCCACAACAGCACCAAGAAUUACAUCACAACCAACAACUACAGAGAGUUCCACUCAGCCAUUUACAACUACAUCAAGUGAUCCCACUACUACUGCUGAGACAUUCUCUGCAUCUGUACAAUCAACAACUACAACACCACUCUUUACAUCCACAACAGCAACUACAAUUACACCAGAUCCAACAACUGCAGAGAGUUCCACUCAGCCAUUAACAAGUGAAUCCACAACAACAGGAAUCAGCUCAACAACAACAGGAGCCACAUCAAGUGAUCCUAUUUCUUCUGCUGUGACAUCUUCCACAGCUGGACAAUCAACAACUACAACACCAAUCUCUACAUCCACAACAGCACCAAGAAUUACAUCACAACCAACAACUACAGAGAGUUCUACUCAGACAUUUACAACUACAUCAAGUGAUCCCACUACUACUGCUGAGACAUUCUCUGCACCUGUACAAUCAACAACUACAACACCACUCUUUACAUCCACAACAGCAACUACAAUUACACCAGAUCCAACAACUGCAGAGAGUUCCACUCAGCCAUUAACAAGUGAAUCCACAACAACAGGAAUCAGCUCAACAACAACAAGAGGUGCCACAUCAAGUGAUCCUAUUACUUCUUCUGUGACAUCUUCUAACCCUGUACAAUCAACAACUACAACACCAAUCUUUACAUCCAUAAUAGGACCAAGAAUUACACCACAGCCAACAACUGCAGAGAGUUCUACUCAGCCAUUAACAAGUGAGUUUUCAACUACAGGAAUCAGUUCAACAACAGGAGAUGUCAAUGAAUGUGCAACCAACACAUCAACCUGUCAACAAAUCUGCAUCAAUACAAUUGGAAGCUUCAACUGCAGUUGCUAUCCUGGAUUUAGCACCAAUGUGACAAACACUUCUCGUUGUGAUGAUAUUGAUGAAUGUGCAACCAACACAUCAACCUGUCAACAAAUCUGCACCAAUACAAUUGGAAGCUUCAAUUGCAGUUGCGAUCCUGGAUUUAGCACCAAUGAGACAAACACUUCUCUUUGUGAUGAUAUCGAUGAAUGUGCAACCAACACAUCAACCUGUCAACAAAUCUGCACCAAUACAAUUGGAAGCUUCAAUUGCAGUUGCCAUCCUGGAUUUAGCACCAAUGUGACAAACACUUCUCUUUGUGAUGAUAUCGAUGAAUGUGCAACCAACACAUCAACCUGUCAACAAAUCUGCACCAAUACAAAUGGAAGCUUCAAUUGCAGUUGCCAUCCUGGAUUUAACACCAAUGUGACAAACACUUCUCUUUGUGAUGAUAUCGAUGAAUGUGCAACCAACACAUCAACCUGUCAACAAAUCUGCACCAAUACAAUUGGAAGCUUCAAUUGCAGUUGCCAUCCUGGAUUUAACCCCAAUAUGACAAACACUUCUCAUUGUGAUGAUAUCGAUGAAUGUGCAACCAAUACAUCAACCUGUCAACAAAUCUGCACCAAUACAAUUGGAAGCUUCAAUUGCAGUUGCCAUCCUGGAUUUAGUCCCAGUGUGACAAACACUUCUCUUUGUGAUGAUAUCGAUGAAUGUGCAACUAACACAUCAACCUGUCAACAAAUCUGCACCAAUACAAUUGGAGGCUUCAAUUGCAGUUGCGAUCCUGGAUAUAGCACCAAUGUGACAAACACUUCUCAUUGUGACGAUAUUGAUGAAUGUGCAACCAACACAUCAACCUGUCAACAAAUCUGCACCAAUACAAUUGGAAGCUUCAAUUGCAGUUGCGAUCCUGGAUUUAGCACCAAUGUGACAAACACUUCUCUUUGUGAUGUUAUCGAUGAAUGUGCAACUAACUCAUCAACCUGUCAACAAAUCUGCACCAAUACAAUUGGAAGCUUCAAUUGCAGUUGCCAUCCUGGAUUUAGCACCAAUGUGACAAACACUUCUCUUUGUGAUGAUAUUGAUGAAUGUGCAACCAACACAUCAACCUGUCAACAAACCUGCACCAAUACAAUUGGAAGCUUCAACUGCAGUUGCCAUCCUGGAUUUAGCACCAAUGUGACAAACACUUCUCUUUGUGAUGAUAUCGAUGAAUGUACAACCAACACAUCAACCUGUCAACAAAUCUGUACCAAUACAAUUGGAAGCUUCAAUUGCAGUUGCCGUCCUGGGUUUAGCACCAAUGUUACAAACGCUUCUUUUUGUGAUGAUAUUGAUGAAUGUGCAACCAACAUAUCAACCUGUCAACAAAUCUGCACCAAUACGAUUGGAAGCUUCAAUUGCAGUUGCAAUCCUGGCUUUAGCACCAACGUGACAAACACUUCUCUUUGUGAUGAUAUCGAUGAAUGUGCAAACAGCACAUCAACCUGUCAACAAAUCUGCACCAAUACAAUUGGAAGCUUCAAUUGCAGUUGCCAUCCUAGAUUUAGCACCAAUGUGACAAACACUUCUCUUUGUGAUGAUAUUGAUGAAUGUGCAACCAACACAUCAACCUGUCAUCAAAUCUGUACCAAUACAAUUGGAAGCUUCAAUUGCAGUUGCCGUCCUGGGUUUACCACCAAUGUUACAAAUGCUUUUCUUUGUGAUGAUAUUGAUGAAUGUGCAACCAGCACAUCAACCUGUCAACAAAUCUGCACCAAUACAAUUGGAAGCUUCAAUUGCAGUUGCAUUCCUGGCUUUAGCAGCAAUGUGACAAACACUUCUCUUUGUGAUGAUAUUGAUGAAUGUGCAAUCAACACAUCAACCUGUCAACAAAUCUGCACGAAUACAAUUGGAAGCUUCAAUUGCAGUUGCCGUCCUGGAUUUAGCACCAAUGUGACAAACACCUCUCAUUGUGAUGAUAUUGAUGAAUGUGCAACCAACACAUCAACCUGUCAUCAAAUCUGUACCAAUAGAAUUGGAAGAUUCAAUUGCAGUUGCCGUCCUGAGUUUACCACCAAUGUUACAAACACUUCUCUUUGUGAUGAUAUUGAUGAAUGUGCAACCAACACAUCAACCUGUCAACAAAUCUGCACCAAUACAAUUGGAAGCUUCAAUUGCAGUUGCCAUCCUGGAUUUAGCACCAAUGUGACAAACACUUCUCAUUGUGAUGAUAUUGAUGAAUGUGCAACCAACACAUCAACCUGUCAUCAAAUCUGUACCAAUACAAUUGGAAGCUUCAUUUGCAGUUGCCGUCCUGGGUUUACAACCAAUGUUACAAACACUUCACUUUGUGAUGAUAUUGAUGAAUGUGCAACCAACACAUCAACCUGUCAACAAAUCUGCACCAAUACAAUUGGAAGCUUCAAUUGCAGUUGCGAUCCUGGAUUUGGCACCAAUGUGACAAACACUUCUCUUUGUAAUGAUAUUGAUGAAUGUGCAACCAACACAUCAACCUGUCAACAAAUCUGCACCAAUACAAUUGGAAGCUUCAAUUGCAGUUGCCUUCCUGGAUUUGGCACCAAUGUGACAAACACUUCUCUUUGUAAUGAUCUUGAUGAAUGUGCAACCAACACAUCAACCUGUCAUCAAGUCUGUAGCAAUACAAUUGGAAGUUUCAAUUGCAGUUGCCUUCCUGGGUUUACCACCAAUGUUACAAACGCUUCUCUUUGUGAUGAUAUUGAUGAAUGUGCAGCCAACACAUCAACCUGUCAACAAAUCUGCACCAAUACAAUUGGAAGCUUCAAUUGCAGUUGCGAUCCUGGAUUUGGCACCAAUGUGACAAACACUUCUCUUUGUAAUGAUAUUGAUGAAUGUGCAACCAGCACAUUAACCUGUCAACAAAUCUGCACCAAUACAAUUGGAAGCUUCAAUUGCAGUUGCCAUCCUGGAUUUAGCACCAAUGUGACAAACACUUCUCAUUGUGAUGAUCUUGAUGAAUGUGCAACCAACACAUCAACCUGUCAUCAAGUCUGUAGCAAUACAAUUGGAAGUUUCAAUUGCAGUUGCCUUCCUGGGUUUACCACCAAUGUUACAAACGCUUCUCUUUGUGAUGAUAUUGAUGAAUGUGCAGCCAACACAUCAACCUGUCAACAAAUCUGCACCAAUACAAUUGGAAGCUUCAAUUGCAGUUGCGAUCCUGGAUUUGGCACCAAUGUGACAAACACUUCUCUUUGUAAUGAUAUUGAUGAAUGUGCAACCAGCACAUCAACCUGUCAACAAAUCUGCACCAAUACAAUUGGAAGCUUCAAUUGCAGUUGCCAUCCUGGAUUUAGCACCAAUGUGACAAACACUUCUCAUUGUGAUGAUCUUGAUGAAUGUGCAACCAACACAUCAACCUGUCAUCAAGUCUGUAGCAAUACAAUUGGAAGUUUCAAUUGCAGUUGCCGUCCUGGGUUUACCACCAAUGUUACAAACGCUUCUCUUUGUGAUGAUAUUGAUGAAUGUGCAGCCAACACAUCAACCUGUCAACAAAUCUGCACCAAUACAAUUGGAAGCUUCAAUUGCAGUUGCGAUCCUGGAUUUGGCACCAAUGUGACAAACACUUCUCUUUGUAAUGAUAUUGAUGAAUGUGCAACCAGCACAUCAACCUGUCAACAAAUCUGCACCAAUACAAUUGGAAGCUUCAAUUGCAGUUGCCAUCCUGGAUUUAGCACCAAUGUGACAAACACUUCUCAUUGUGAUGAUAUUGAUGAAUGUGCAACCAACACAUCAACCUGUCAUCAAAUCUGUAGCAAUACAAUUGGAAGCUUCAAUUGCAGUUGCCGUCCUGGGUUUACCACCAAUGUUACAAACACUUCACUUUGUGAUGAUAUUGAUGAAUGUGCAACCAACACAUCAACCUGUCAACAAAUCUGCACCAAUACAAUUGGAAGCUUCAAUUGCAGUUGCGAUCCUGGAUUUGGCACCAAUGUGACAAACACUUCUCUUUGUAAUGAUAUUGAUGAAUGUGCAACCAACACAUCAACCUGUCAACAAAUCUGCACCAAUACAAUUGGAAGCUUCAAUUGCAGUUGCCAUCCUGGAUUUAGCACCAAUGUGACAAACACUUCUCAUUGUGAUGAUCUUGAUGAAUGUGCAACCAACACAUCAACCUGUCAUCAAAUCUGUACCAAUACAAUUGGAAGCUUCAUUUGCAGUUGCCGUCCUGGGUUUACCACCAAUGUUACAAACACUUCACUUUGUGAUGAUAUUGAUGAAUGUGCAACCAACACAUUAACCUGUCAACAAAUCUGCACCAAUACAAUUGGAAGCUUCAAUUGCAGUUGCGAUCCUGGAUUUGGCACCAAUGUGACAAACACUUCUCUUUGUAAUGAUAUUGAUGAAUGUGCAACCAGCACAUCAACCUGUCAACAAAUCUGCACCAAUACAAUUGGAAGCUUCAAUUGCAGUUGCCAUCCUGGAUUUAGCACCAAUGUGACAAACACUUCUCAUUGUGAUGAUCUUGAUGAAUGUGCAACCAACACAUCAACCUGUCAUCAAGUCUGUAGCAAUACAAUUGGAAGUUUCAAUUGCAGUUGCCGUCCUGGGUUUACCACCAAUGUUACAAACGCUUCUCUUUGUGAUGAUAUUGAUGAAUGUGCAGCCAACACAUCAACCUGUCAACAAAUCUGCACCAAUACAAUUGGAAGCUUCAAUUGCAGUUGCGAUCCUGGAUUUGGCACCAAUGUGACAAACACUUCUCUUUGUAAUGAUAUUGAUGAAUGUGCAACCAGCACAUCAACCUGUCAACAAAUCUGCACCAAUACAAUUGGAAGCUUCAAUUGCAGUUGCCAUCCUGGAUUUAGCACCAAUGUGACAAACACUUCUCAUUGUGAUGAUCUUGAUGAAUGUGCAACCAACACAUCAACCUGUCAUCAAGUCUGUAGCAAUACAAUUGGAAGCUUCAAUUGCAGUUGCCGUCCUGGGUUUACCACCAAUGUUACAAACGCUUCUUUUUGUGAUGAUAUUGUUGAAUGUGCAACCAACACAUCAACCUGUCAACAAAUCUGCACCAAUACAAUUGGAAGCUUCAAUUGCAGUUGCGAUCCUGGAUUUGGCACCAAUGUGACAAACACUUCUCUUUGUAAUGAUAUUGAUGAAUGUGCAACCAGCACAUCAACCUGUCAACAAAUCUGCACCAAUACAAUUGGAAGCUUCAAUUGCAGUUGCCAUCCUGGAUUUAGCACCAAUGUGACAAACACUUCUCAUUGUGAUGAUAUUGAUGAAUGUGCAACCAACACAUCAACCUGUCAUCAAAUCUGUAGCAAUACAAUUGGAAGCUUCAAUUGCAGUUGCCGUCCUGGGUUUACCACCAAUGUUACAAACACUUCACUUUGUGAUGAUAUUGAUGAAUGUGCAACCAACACAUCAACCUGUCAACAAAUCUGCACCAAUACAAUUGGAAGCUUCAAUUGCAGUUGCGAUCCUGGAUUUGGCACCAAUGUGACAAACACUUCUCUUUGUAAUGAUAUUGAUGAAUGUGCAACCAACACAUCAACCUGUCAACAAAUCUGCACCAAUACAAUUGGAAGCUUCAAUUGCAGUUGCCAUCCUGGAUUUAGCACCAAUGUGACAAACACUUCUCAUUGUGAUGAUCUUGAUGAAUGUGCAACCAACACAUCAACCUGUCAUCAAAUCUGUACCAAUACAAUUGGAAGCUUCAUUUGCAGUUGCCGUCCUGGGUUUACCACCAAUGUUACAAACACUUCACUUUGUGAUGAUAUUGAUGAAUGUGCAACCAACACAUUAACCUGUCAACAAAUCUGCACCAAUACAAUUGGAAGCUUCAAUUGCAGUUGCGAUCCUGGAUUUGGCACCAAUGUGACAAACACUUCUCUUUGUAAUGAUAUUGAUGAAUGUGCAACCAGCACAUCAACCUGUCAACAAAUCUGCACCAAUACAAUUGGAAGCUUCAAUUGCAGUUGCCAUCCUGGAUUUAGCACCAAUGUGACAAACACUUCUCAUUGUGAUGAUCUUGAUGAAUGUGCAACCAACACAUCAACCUGUCAUCAAAUCUGUACCAAUACAAUUGGAAGCUUCAUUUGCAGUUGCCGUCCUGGGUUUACCACCAAUGUUACAAACACUUCACUUUGUGAUGAUAUUGAUGAAUGUGCAACCAACACAUUAACCUGUCAACAAAUCUGCACCAAUACAAUUGGAAGCUUCAAUUGCAGUUGCGAUCCUGGAUUUGGCACCAAUGUGACAAACACUUCUCUUUGUAAUGAUAUUGAUGAAUGUGCAACCAGCACAUCAACCUGUCAACAAAUCUGCACCAAUACAAUUGGAAGCUUCAAUUGCAGUUGCCAUCCUGGAUUUAGCACCAAUGUGACAAACACUUCUCAUUGUGAUGAUCUUGAUGAAUGUGCAACCAACACAUCAACCUGUCAUCAAGUCUGUAGCAAUACAAUUGGAAGUUUCAAUUGCAGUUGCCGUCCUGGGUUUACCACCAAUGUUACAAACGCUUCUCUUUGUGAUGAUAUUGAUGAAUGUGCAGCCAACACAUCAACCUGUCAACAAAUCUGCACCAAUACAAUUGGAAGCUUCAAUUGCAGUUGCGAUCCUGGAUUUGGCACCAAUGUGACAAACACUUCUCUUUGUAAUGAUAUUGAUGAAUGUGCAACCAGCACAUCAACCUGUCAACAAAUCUGCACCAAUACAAUUGGAAGCUUCAAUUGCAGUUGCCAUCCUGGAUUUAGCACCAAUGUGACAAACACUUCUCAUUGUGAUGAUCUUGAUGAAUGUGCAACCAACACAUCAACCUGUCAUCAAGUCUGUAGCAAUACAAUUGGAAGCUUCAAUUGCAGUUGCCGUCCUGGGUUUACCACCAAUGUUACAAACGCUUCUUUUUGUGAUGAUAUUGUUGAAUGUGCAACCAACACAUCAACCUGUCAACAAAUCUGCACCAAUACAAUUGGAAGCUUCAAUUGCAGUUGCGAUCCUGGAUUUGGCACCAAUGUGACAAACACUUCUCUUUGUAAUGAUAUUGAUGAAUGUGCAACCAGCACAUCAACCUGUCAACAAAUCUGCACCAAUACAAUUGGAAGCUUCAAUUGCAGUUGCCAUCCUGGAUUUAGCACCAAUGUGACAAACACUUCUCAUUGUGAUGAUAUUGAUGAAUGUGCAACCAACACAUCAACCUGUCAUCAAAUCUGUAGCAAUACAAUUGGAAGCUUCAAUUGCAGUUGCCGUCCUGGGUUUACCACCAAUGUUACAAACACUUCACUUUGUGAUGAUAUUGAUGAAUGUGCAACCAACACAUCAACCUGUCAACAAAUCUGCACCAAUACAAUUGGAAGCUUCAAUUGCAGUUGCGAUCCUGGAUUUGGCACCAAUGUGACAAACACUUCUCUUUGUAAUGAUAUUGAUGAAUGUGCAACCAACACAUCAACCUGUCAACAAAUCUGCACCAAUACAAUUGGAAGCUUCAAUUGCAGUUGCCAUCCUGGAUUUAGCACCAAUGUGACAAACACUUCUCAUUGUGAUGAUCUUGAUGAAUGUGCAACCAACACAUCAACCUGUCAUCAAAUCUGUACCAAUACAAUUGGAAGCUUCAUUUGCAGUUGCCGUCCUGGGUUUACCACCAAUGUUACAAACACUUCACUUUGUGAUGAUAUUGAUGAAUGUGCAACCAACACAUUAACCUGUCAACAAAUCUGCACCAAUACAAUUGGAAGCUUCAAUUGCAGUUGCGAUCCUGGAUUUGGCACCAAUGUGACAAACACUUCUCUUUGUAAUGAUAUUGAUGAAUGUGCAGCCAACACAUCAACCUGUCAACAAAUCUGCACCAAUACAAUUGGAAGCUUCAAUUGCAGUUGCGAUCCUGGAUUUGGCACCAAUGUGACAAACACUUCUCUUUGUAAUGAUAUUGAUGAAUGUGCAAUCAACACAUCAACCUGUCAACAAAUCUGCACCAAUACAAUUGGAAGAUUCAAUUGCAGUUGCCAUCCUGGAUUUAGCACCAAUGUGACAAACACUUCUCAUUGUGAUGAUAUUGAUGAAUGUGCAACCAACACAUCAACCUGUCAUCAAAUCUGUACCAAUACAAUUGGAAGCUUCAAUUGCAGUUGCCGUCCUGGGUUUACCACCAAUGUUACAAACGCUUCUCUUUGUGAUGAUAUUGAUGAAUGUGCAACCAACACAUCAACCUGUCAACAAAUCUGCACCAAUACAAUUGGAGGCUUCAAUUGCAGUUGCGAUCCUGGAUUUGGCACCAAUGUGACAAACACUUCUCUUUGUAAUGAAGUAGAUGAAUGUGCAAUCAACACAUCAACCUGUCAACAAAUCUGCACGAAUAUAAUUGGAAGCUUCAAUUGCAGUUGCCAUCCCGGAUUUAGCACCAACCUGACAAACACUUCUCAUUGUGAUGAUAUUGAUGAAUGUGCAACCAACACAUCAACCUGUCAUCAAAUCUGUACCAAUACAAUUGGAAGCUUCAAUUGCAGCUGUCGUCCUGGGUUUACCACCAAUGUUACAAAUACUUCUCUUUGUGAUGAUGUUGAUGAAUGUACAACCAACACAUCAACCUGUCAACAAAUCUGCACCAAUACAAUUGGAAGCUUCAACUGCAGUUGCGAUCCUGGAUUUAGCACCAAUGUGACAAACACUUCUCUUUGUGAUGAUAUUGAUGAAUGUGCAAUCAACACAUCAACCUGUCAACAAAUCUGCACCAAUACAAUUGGAGGUUUCAAUUGCAGUUGCCAUCCUGGAUUUAGCACCAAUGUGACAAACACUUCUCAUUGUGAUGAUAUUGAUGAAUGUGCAACCAACACAUCAACCUGUCAUCAAAUCUGUACCAAUACAAUUGGAAGCUUCAAUUGCAGUUGCCGUCCUGGGUUUACCACCAAUGUGACAAACACUUCUUUUUGUGAUGAUGUUGAUGAAUGUGCAACCAACACAUCAACCUGUCAACAAAUCUGCACCAAUACAAUUGGAAGCUUCAAUUGCAGUUGCGAUCCUGGAUUUAGCACCAAUGUGACAAACACUUCUCUUUGUAAUGAUAUUGAUGAAUGUGCAACCAACACAUCAACCUGUCAUCAAAUCUGUACCAAUACAAUUGGAAGCUUCAUUUGCAGUUGCCGUCCUGGGUUUACCACCAAUGUUACAAACACUCCUCUUUGUGAUGAUAUUGAUGAAUGUGCAACCAACACAUCAACCUGUCAACAAAUCUGCACCAAUACAAUUGGAAGCUUCAAUUGCAGUUGCGAUCCUGGAUUUGGCACCAAUGUGACAAACACUUCUCUUUGUAAUGAUAUUGAUGAAUGUGCAAUCAACACAUCAACCUGUCAACAAAUCUGCACGAAUACAAUUGGAAGCUUCAAUUGCAGUUGUGUUCCUGGAUUUAGCACCAAUGUGACAAACAAUUCUCAUUGUGAUGAUAUUGAUGAAUGUGCAACCAACACAUCAACCUGUCAACAAAUCUGCACCAAUACAAUUGGGAGCUUCAAUUGCAGUUGCCAUCCUGGAUUUGGCACCAAUGUGACAAACACUUCUCUUUGUAAUGAUAUUGAUGAAUGUGCAAUCAACACAUCAACCUGUCAACAAAUCUGUACCAAUACAAUUGGAAGCUUCAACUGCAGUUGCCAUCCUGGAUUUAGCACCAAUGUGACAAACACUUCUCUUUGUGAUGAUAUUGAUGAAUGUGCAACCAACACAUCAACCUGUCAUCAAAUCUGUACCAAUACAAUUGGAAGCUUCAAUUGCAGUUGCCGUCCUGGGUUUACCACCAAUGUUACAAACACUUCUCUUUGUGAUGAUAUUGAUGAAUGUGCAAUCAACAUGUCAACCUGUCAACAAAUCUGCACCAAUACAAUUGGAAGCUUCAAUUGCAGUUGCCAUCCUGGAUUUAGCAUCAAUGUUACAAACACUUCUCAUUGUGAUGAUAUUGAUGAAUGUGCAACCAACACAUCAGCCUGUCAUCAAAUCUGUACCAAUACAAUUGGAAGCUUCAAUUGCAGUUGCCGUCCUGGGUUUGCCACCAAUGUUAAAAAUACUUCUCUUUGUGAUGACAUCAAUGAAUGUGCAACCAACACAUCAACCUGUCAUCAAAUCUGUACCAAUACAAUUGGAAGCUUCAAUUGUAGUUGCUGUCCUGGGUUUACCACCAAUGUUACAAACGCUUCUCUUUGUGAUGAUAUUGAUGAAUGUGCAACCAACACAUCAACCUGUCAACAAAUCUGCACCAAUACAAUUGGAAGCUUCAAUUGCAGUUGCGAUCCUGGAUUUAGCACCAAUGUGACAAACACUUCUCUUUGUGAUGAUAUUGAUGAAUGUGCAGCCAACACAUCAACCUGUCCUCAAAUCUGCACCAAUACAAUUGGAAGCUUCAAUUGCAGUUGCGAUCCUGGAUUUGGCACCAAUGUGACAAACACUUCUCUUUGUAAUGAUAUCGAUGAAUGUACAACCAACACACCAACCUGUCAACAAAUCUGCACCAAUACAAUUGGAAGCUUCAAUUGCAGUUGCCGUCCUGGAUUUAGCACCAAUGUGACAAACACUUCUCAUUGUGAUGAUAUCGAUGAAUGUGCAACCAACACAUCAACCUGUCAACAAAUGUGCACCAACACAAUUGGAAGCUUCAAUUGCACUUGCCACCCUGGCUUCAGCAUAAACAUGACAAACACAUCUCUUUGUAAUGAUGUCGAUGAAUGUGCAACCAACACAUCAACCUGUCAUCAAAUCUGUACCAAUACAAUUGGAAGCUUCAAUUGCAGUUGCAAUCCUGGAUUUAGCACCAAUGUGACAAACACUUCUCUUUGUGAUGAUAUUGAUGAAUGUGCAACCACCACAUCAAACUGUCAACAAAUCUGCACCAAUACAAUUGGAAGCUUCAAUUGCAGUUGUCAUCCUGGAUUUAGCACCAAUUUGACAAACACAUCUCGUUGUGAAGAUAUCGAUGAAUGUUUAACCAAGACAUCAACCUGUCAACAAAUCUGCACCAAUACAAUUGGAAGCUUCAAUUGCAGUUGCGAUCCUGGAUUUAGCACCAAUGUUACAAACACUUCUCUUUGUGAUGCACAACGCAAAGUUAUCCUAAGGGUUACUGUCACAAGUGAGAAUUUGAAUUUGGUUGAUCAACAAAUCAGAGAGAAAGUUCUUCAAAGACUUCACGUUCUAGCUAACAACAAUAUCCAACAGCAAAGACAGGGGAGAAUUACAGCUAAAUGAAACCUUCAACUUAUUUCAUUAAUACACUCCACACCUCAACCCGAAUAACAGAGUGUGACCUCAAAGUGGAACAAGAAUGUCUCAUUGCUGUACUAUUUAAAUUAAUAUUAAUUUUAUAUUGGACACCUUCUGUAUGGCCUCUACUACCUAUAAUCUAGUUGUAUAAUUGCUGAUUUAUCAAUAUGAAUGGAAAUUUCAUUAAACCAGAAAGAUUAACAUUU